Schizophyllum commune H4-8 is the source of this 2258-nucleotide messenger RNA. RefSeq lists its product as uncharacterized. The transcript is spliced from 3 exons. Gene Ontology annotation, cellular component: mitochondrion. Bases 317 to 2062 code for a protein of 581 amino acids. Lineage: Eukaryota; Fungi; Basidiomycota; Agaricomycetes; Agaricales; Schizophyllaceae. The record is from RefSeq and is a predicted model, not a curated record.
UGCUUUCCUCCGGACCUAAUACCGCUGCGCAAAAUGGAGGGCCCCACGGGGACAGCCUCCGAGCAGCUCUGCGGUCGGAUGUGACGAUGAACGGUGGAGAGCUGCCAGAAACGAUGACACGGACACAUUCAGCCACUCUCGUGCGCACGACGGACAGUACAGCGCGACUGAUACUCGCAUGGUGCAACGGCGCAAACGUGAAAAGGUCAUCUGCGGCGCCACCGCUCAGCGCGUAUAUAAAUGCGACGACCUGGACUGCGCCACUUGCUUUCUGAUUCCAUCCCUACCUCUUGCAAUAGCAUUUGCAUGCCGCGCUAUGAGGUCUUCACGAAGGCACACUUCCCUAGCGGUGAAUAGUCUACGACACGCCUUUAGGCGCGCUCCCCUCCUAAUCCGGAGCUUGGCGACUGAGGCGUCCCUACAACCUCGCAACCCAAUCCCGGCUCUGCCGCCGCCUCCACCUACUUGGAAGCUGCCAGAACAGAUAGACGAUACCGUCUUCAGCUACACGUCCGGAAGAUGGCUCUACAACGAGCAACAUCAGCUCAAGGAGCGCUAUACACCCUUUAAUGUCCACGCUCUCCGCGAUAGGAUCGCAGAAGUAUGCGGUGCGGAAGUCGCUGAAUGGAAUAAGAAAGAGGGUGUGUUCAACAAGUCUUUCGUCGCGACGCUGCGCGACGGGAGGCAAGUGGCCGUCAGGGUCAAGAAUCCGAUCGCAGGGCCUGUCCACUACACAACGGCGAGCGAAGUCGCCAUUAAGGACUUCUGCCGCACCGUUCUCAAGCUCCCGGUCCCACGCGUCCUGGACUGGAGCUCGCACGCCGACUACAACGGCAUAGGCUGCGAGUACAUCAUCAUGGACAUCGCUCGCGGUGUACAGCUUUCGACUAUCUGGCACACGCUCAGCGCAGGCGAGCGGAAGGAUGUCGUCAACUCCCUUAUCGCGACGGAGAAGCGCCUGCUUAACGCCUCGUUUUCCCACUAUGGCAGUCUGUACUACAAGCAGGACGUGCAUCCGGCCUUGCGAGCGCCGACCCUCUUCGCCGACGGUCGACGCGCGACUGGCGAGGCUGAGAAAUUCUGCAUCGGUCCCAUCUGCUCGAGGAUGUACUGGGAGGACGAGCGCGCGUCUAUGAAGCUUGACCGAGGUCCUUGGUCGUCUUGUGAGGACUACCUCGAUUCCGUCGCCGCUCGCGAGCAAGCGUGGAUUUCCGCCUACGCCAAGCCGCACAUCCACGAUGACCCCUUCCGUGCCAUCUGCGGUCCACAGCUGCCCGAGGAACACAUCGCGGUCUUGGAUCAGUUCCGCGCCGUCGCGCGCCACAUCGCCCCUCGCGGUCCAGACAAGAAGCCGCUACGCAGCGUCCUCUGGCACCCGGACCUUAACCUCGGCAACAUCUUCGUCGACCCAUCCGGAAACCACUCCAUCACGUCCAUCAUCGACUGGCAGGGCUGCUGGGCGGGGCCUGCGUACCUCCAGAUGACGGUCCCCUCCUUCCUCCUGUGCCGCAACGUCGAAGUGCCCUCCGGCCUCGAGAUGCCGCGGCUUCCCUCUGACUUGCACGAGUACGCGCCCACCGCGCAGCGCAUCCUCGUCAAGAACCACAAGGCGGUCGUGCUGCAGAAGCUGUACGAGAUCAGGCAGCUGCUGCCCUAUCACGGCACGCACCGCGAGCUGCGCACGACGCCGGUGACGAUGGCAGGGAGGACGUGGAAGGAUGGCAUCCUGCCGCUGAAGCUCGCGCUCUUGAACGUCGCGGCGAACUGGCCGAAGCUCGUCGAUCCGGCGGACCCGGCGCCGUGUCCGCUGCGCUUCACGCGGGGCGAAGUGCAGGGGCUCAUGCAGCAGCGCGAGCGAUACGUGCAGUGGCAUGACUUCCUGGAGUACCUCCAUGAUUCGUUUGGGAUCCAGCCGUACGGCUGGGUGGAUGCGGCGAGCUACGAGCGCACGAAGAGGAAGCUCGAGCGUAUCCGACAAGGGCUCGAUGCCCAGCUGGUUAUGGAGCUGGAGCGCGCUGCGCCGGGUGGGGCGUGGUGGCCGUUCCAGGACACAUUGCCGUAGACGUCCCGGCGUAGGCGUUAGCGCGUAUGGAGUAGAAAGAAGGCUUAUUUAUACGAAUGCUUGAAGAUGGCAAUGUACAAUAUCUCUUUCUCUAGUACUUCCUGCUGUAUACUCUACGUUGCUUUAUUGUGUAGUUGUAUCAGGCUCAAGGGUCCUAUAUGUAUCAUACGUGAAUACUAUUCUCUGCCAGUCAAUC